Molecule: messenger RNA, 1149 nt
Organism: Papaver somniferum (opium poppy)
Lineage: Eukaryota; Viridiplantae; Streptophyta; Magnoliopsida; Ranunculales; Papaveraceae
Product: F-box/kelch-repeat protein At3g06240-like
Exons: 1
Coding region: 1-1149 (382 amino acids)
Molecular function (GO): protein binding
Source: RefSeq, a predicted model, not a curated record
AUGGAGUUGAAGAAGAAGGAGGGAUCAUACUUCCCGGAAGAGAUUCUGGAAGAAAUCUUCUUUAGGUUGCCAAGGAAAUCUCUUUUGCGAUUUAAAUGCCUGAGUAAGUUAUUUUAUACAUUAAUUGGUAGCCGCAAUUUUCAAAAUAGGCAUCGCGAGCUAUUAAACUUAAAAGACAAUCCUUGGGUCGAUUUAUAUGAUGACUAUAAAAAAAGUAACAGAUGGUAUACGGUAGAUUAUAAGUCAGUGUCGUCUUUAUUGCCGUUGUUAGCAUCAUCAUCAUCAGAAGCAACUAUGUCAUGUGAUUGUCAUGUAUUUGCUGAUCGGGUGAUGGAUUAUCCUUCCGUAUUUCAAGAUUAUGAUAAAGUUAAAAACUGGUCUUCAUAUCGUGACUUGCAUUGGAUAAGUACUACUAAAGGUAGUUGCGAAGAAUUUUAUAUUUGGAAUUCGGUGACACAAGGGUGCGAGAAAAUACCCAUGACACGAGAAGUAAAAAUCAAGAAUUUAGAUGGAUAUGGAUUUGGUUAUGAUAACAAGACUGACGAUUACAAACUUGUCAUGGUUGCGGCUAACUGGGCUACCAAGUGUUCUGAUGUCGAAGUCUAUACAUUAGGAACAAAAUCAUGGAGAAGAAUUGAGAGCAUACCUUAUUCUCUUGAUUACCCCCGUUACUAUCUCGAAGGAGUGAAAUUUAAUGGAGCUCUUCACUGGCUUGCGCAUGCCUUUGAAGAAGGCUACGUAUAUACUAAACUGGUCUCUUUUGAUAUUGUUCAUGAGAAAUUUGAGGAGUUAGCAUUACCAGAAGCACCUAUGCCAUAUUUGGAAGAGCCUUUGGAAGAUAAUACGUUCAAUAUGAGGUUGGGAGUAUUCGAAGGGUGUUUAUGUCUAGUUUUUCAUGUUUUUAGUAUCCGUGUUGAUGUAUGGAUGAUGCAAGAAUAUGGAGUGAGAGAAUCUUGGGUGAAAUGUUUUGCUAGUUGCCUGGAGAAUUUAACUACUAGCAAACAAUCACGAUUACUUUGGUAUUAUUUCAAGAACAGCGAGACUUUAUGGAAGGACUAUAAUUGUGGGGAUUUAGUUUUAUACGACCCAAACAACAAAAUAUUUAGAAAAUUGAUUUUGGAUUCUGAUUCUGCUAAAGGGGAACUGUAG